Microthlaspi erraticum is the source of this 435-nucleotide messenger RNA. The record is from the annotation of a GenBank genome assembly. Lineage: Eukaryota; Viridiplantae; Streptophyta; Magnoliopsida; Brassicales; Brassicaceae.
AUGAUUUGGCCUGAAGAGAUAUACCCAGAGAAGGAGUCCAACCGAGCUAAGGGAGUAAGACUAAGGCCCCUACACCAAAACCGCCCAAGGGAUCAUCCAAGAUUGAAGAUGAGGCCAAACCAAGAAGGAAGGAUAGAAGGAGAAAAAGGCCGACCUUGCCGGUCGAUCAGGGAAGGAACUGCUCAUGCUCGGCCGGACGAUAACUUUGCACGACAAAACCCGUCCGCGCAAUGCGCUCGGCUGAAUAGAAAAUCGGAACGGACCGACCGUACCGGUCGAUCCGGGAAGCAUGCGUUCUCCCUCGGCCAGAUUUCACGUCCGUUCGAUGAUUUGGCCGACCAAACCGCACGAUCAAAACGAAAUCCAUCGACCAUCGGCCAAACUUUUCUCGGCCAAGGUAAGUCCACUUUUUCAAUAGAUUCAAACCGGUUUUAA